Hibiscus syriacus is the source of this 504-nucleotide messenger RNA. RefSeq lists its product as uncharacterized. The record is from RefSeq and is a predicted model, not a curated record. Bases 39 to 344 code for a protein of 101 amino acids. NCBI's taxonomy places the organism in Eukaryota, Viridiplantae, Streptophyta, Magnoliopsida, Malvales, Malvaceae. The transcript is spliced from 2 exons.
GCUCAAAAGCGGGUCUAGAGGAGGAAAAGAGACAACUAAUGAAGGCGGACGAGAACGGCGGCGAGAUUGAUAAAACCCGCAUUGCCACCCACUGGUAUUGGGCCAUAGCAAGCGUAACCCAGUUCGGAUUUGCAGUAUCUUCGUAUCGAAAAGGUUAUUCCGGCGACCACCGCUUGAUGCCCGUCAAAGCCUUCGGCGUCGCUUCUCUGUUCCUCGGCGCCUCCGCCACUGCAUCCAUCGCUUUCCUCAAAGCCUCCGGCAUUCACAAAGUCGAAGAUCUGAUGGAUUUGGGUGCGAGUAUCAGAAGUGGACUUGGAAUUCGUCCGAGGGCUGGGGAUAAGUAAGUCCUUGUUUGCCAUUCCUUCAUGAAGAGCUCUCUGAGUUUCACUUUUCUUUUCAUUUAGUGCCUUGAAUUUACCUAGAUUACAAUUUUUUUCCUUACCAGUUUAAACUCUCAAUGUUUAUCAUAAAUAAUAAUAAUCAAACAAGUAACUUUACAGUAUC